Trachymyrmex cornetzi is the source of this 1059-nucleotide messenger RNA. RefSeq lists its product as uncharacterized. The record is from RefSeq and is a predicted model, not a curated record. NCBI's taxonomy places the organism in Eukaryota, Metazoa, Arthropoda, Insecta, Hymenoptera, Formicidae.
AUGCAAACGGUGAGUAAAACUCGUGAAUAUCUGGAACUGGCGACGAUUAAUUGUAGAACGAGAUCCUUGAAAUACUCUGGCCGGUACAAUUACGGACUGUGGACGAUCGAGCCAAGUAUCUUGAGCAUUAUCGGAUAUACCGUGAUCAUACCAGUAGUUUCCGCACUCGGAAUAAUCGGAAACUCCCUGAUCCUUGUGGUCCAUUUGAAAGCGAAGACAUACUUGAAAGGGUCAGCAUACACGUAUUUAGCAGUGCUCACGACUUCGAAUCUCAUCACUUGCGUCCCGCUCGUUUUCUCCGGUCUGGUCAGAGGCAUUUUUCGUUGUCGAAAAGGCUGAUUGAAAUUCGACGCGUUCGUUCACUUUCCGAUCGGCUCUAUCAUCACAGUGUGGCCCACCAUGCCGCGAUGGAAAUCACCUAGAUUCUUCAGGCGGGAGAUAACGCGCAACCUGAUGAUCUUCGUUACCUUCUUCGCCAUUUUGAUCAACAUGUACUGCUUCAUGUACAAGUACAACGAGCGUGGGGAGCUGGUAACGACCAACUUCUUUCACUCGCGGUGGUUCAAUCUUCAAACUUGGCUUCAAUCCAUAAUAUUUGGUCUGAUAGCCGCAUAUUUGCUUAUCGCAAAUCUCAUUAUGAUAUAUUUGGUGAGGAGGGCUCCUCAAGCAGAGCGAGAUGUUGAAAUUAAAGUAAAAACAUAUGCAAAGGAAAUCGUUUGCGGAGUUACAGGAUCAAGGCUGAUGAUUAUGCUGGUCGGCAUCGUAUUUCUGUUUCUUGUGGGCGAACUGCCAACUCAUUUGGCGUCGCGACGCAGCGCCGUGUCUCUGCUUUAAGGCAGUGAUUCCUUCAGAUUUCGGGAGCAUUUUGUUGUAUAUUUCUGCAUGUAGGCGACUCUUCUCAACGUGCUAGCGAGCUCGACGAACUUCAUACUUUAUUGUGUGCUGAGUCCACACUUUUUCGAGUAUUUAAAACGCAUAUUAGUUCCGGAACGUACUGUGAAAAGGAGACAUGAUAGGAGAGAACCGCUUACUUCCAUCAACAACCAGGCAGCAAAGUGA